AUGGACUCUCUUAUGUGGCCCACAUCUCAAUAUCUCAAGGAAGUUCAAAAGCUCGCUAUUAUAAUGGACGCCGACGCUUUAACAAUAGUGAGUGGCCAAACGGGAACUCUUGUGAUGGAUAGAAAGGGUCUAGUUUCAUCCGCUACAGGUGAAUUGUGUGGAACUUCUGGCGAGAUUGCAGCCGAGACAAUCUACUCAAUGUUACAGGAUUCAAAUAGUAUACUCGAUACGAAUCAAAAGGAGGAGCUACAGCGUAUGACCAUCGCGUUUCCAACGUACGACUUCGUUGUGACACUAGAUACAAAGCAGAUCUACGUUGUCAAGCGCAAUAUUGUUCAAGAAUGA
Molecule: messenger RNA, 345 nt
Organism: Plasmopara halstedii
Lineage: Eukaryota; Oomycota; Peronosporomycetes; Peronosporales; Peronosporaceae
Exons: 3
Coding region: 1-345 (114 amino acids)
Biological process (GO): positive regulation of TOR signaling; cellular response to amino acid stimulus
Cellular component (GO): Ragulator complex; lysosome
Molecular function (GO): guanyl-nucleotide exchange factor activity
Source: RefSeq, a predicted model, not a curated record